Haemonchus placei is the source of this 336-nucleotide messenger RNA. The record is from the annotation of a GenBank genome assembly. NCBI's taxonomy places the organism in Eukaryota, Metazoa, Nematoda, Chromadorea, Rhabditida, Trichostrongylidae.
AUGAAGUUGGCGUUACUCAUGAUUUUCGCUACCUUGUUCAGCGUCGCUUUAAGCGAAUGGCAUUAUUCCGGCGCACGGCGUGGAUCUUCAGGUCCUCUUCGCCGCUACGGUUACAACCGCAGGGCAUUGGAGAAGCAUCGGCAACGAUUCCGAGAUGAUCCAGAGGAAUCUGAGAGAGAUGGUGGCAACUUCGAGCGCGAUCCUCGAGAUUUCGAAGAAGGCAAUUUCAGUCGCCGAGGAUGGCGCGGACGGGAAGGCUAUGGCAGAUAUGAAAGAGAAGGCGAUUUUGAUGAGAGACCACGAGGAAGAGUAAGAUCAGGCAAGCUCUUUCUUUGA